AUGAAAGAACUCAAGCAGAACCGAGCGUGGAAAAUGGUUGAGGCCGCCACGGUGGGCGGUUAUGCAAUUCCAGCGAUUUGCCUAUACAACCUCGAAGGUGUCAUAGCCUCUGUGAAAGCUGCGGAGGCCAAGUCAUCCCCAGUGAUCCUGCAGUUCUUUCCCUGGGCUGUUGAGUACGCCGACGGGCUCCUCGUUCAUGCUGCGGCCGAGGCGGCUCGAAACGCAAAAGUACCAGUGGCUGUGCAUGUAAGUAAUCACGCUGAAAGGCAUUGCGAAGUCAAAUGCGAUACUGAUCUUUCAGAUGGAUCACUGUCAGGAUCCGGAAAUGGUCAAACGAGCGGCAGAUCUGGGUGGCUUCGACGGAAUAAUGGUUGACAUGUCCCACUUUGAGAAAGAGGAAAAUCUCCAAAAGACCAAGGAACUCACCGACUACUGCCAUGCUCGAGGAAUCAUCACCGAGGCAGAGCCGGGCCGCAUCAAUGGGGGAGAGGAUGGCGUUGCAGACACGACCGAUCUCGAAGAGGUUCUCACAACUCCGGAUCAGGCUGAGGAGUUUCUCGCCGCAGGUAUUGACUGGCUCGCACCCGCAUUUGGCAAUGUGCACGGCAACUAUGGACCCAAGGGCCCUCAGCUGGAUUAUCCGCGCCUCGAGAGUAUACGAGAGUCCACGAAAGGAAGGGUCCACCUUGUAUUGCACGGUGCUGGCGCGGCCUGGUUUGAUGAGAAGCGAUUUGCCGAGUGCAUGAAAUGCGGCAUCGCGAAAUGCAACGUGAAUGACGGAGUGAAUGGCCCAUAUAUCGAGGUCCUCCAGAGGAGAGCAGGUCGGACGGGUCUGACCUCGCUGGUAGAGGAGGCGACGGCAGCGAUGCAGAAGGCGGUGGAGCAGCACAUGGACUGGAUGCUUUCAAGUGGUCGAGCCGACAGUAUACAGUUGAACUGA
Molecule: messenger RNA, 940 nt
Organism: Lecanosticta acicola
Lineage: Eukaryota; Fungi; Ascomycota; Dothideomycetes; Mycosphaerellales; Mycosphaerellaceae
Source: the annotation of a GenBank genome assembly